AUGGGUAUCUCAAUCCCAGAUUCAUAUAUUUUGCCAGCCGAUGACAAUAAUCACACACUGAUUAAAAAAUUGACAAAGCUACCAUUAUCUGACUUGAUCUCUUUAUUUUCACGUUGGUUAUUAGAUAAUGAAAAUUUUGAAAGCGAUAAACAAGAAGAAUAUGAUAAAGCACUUUAUGCUAAAAAUCACACACUAAAUGAAGAUUUCGUUUAUUUACAACAAUCCAAAAAAUUAAAUACAAAUCAUAUAAUAUAUAAACUUAUUCAGAAAUAUUUUUCCUUUAAUAUUAAAAUGAAACAUUUGGCCGAGUUAGAUUGCAAAAUAUUAAAAUAUUCCACCAACGAGUCAUUCAAAUGGACGUGUUCCAGAAUAAUCAACACCGUUCUUGAUACUUCCAAUAACGGUAAUAAUCCACUUUUUUAUACCAUUGAUAUUCCUAAAUUUCAACAGUUCCUUAUGAAGGAUUUUGAAAACAUUCAUGCAAUUCAUUUGUAUUCAUGUGAAAAUUUUGAUCCUGAAUUACCCCUUAUUUUAUGUAGGAUUCAAAUAUUUGGCACUCUUUUUGGGCCUAAUACUUCCCAGCCCGUAAUAUCUUCCUCCAAAUUGCCAUAUUACAUAGCAUUUAGAAAGUAUCAGACAUUACACAUAUUUUCUACCACAAUAAACAAGGAUGAUGUAUUUUCAAAAUUAAUAUUAAAAAGCUUAUGUAAAUCGAUAAGUUCUGAUAAUUAUGGUUGCAAUUAUAUCUAUUUAAAGAAUUACUUAGAUAUAGAACCUACUUUUAAUUUAAAGAACUUGUAUAAAUAUUUUUGUACACCUUUGCAAAAUAUUAAUGGUCCGUGGCUACCUUAUCUUGAACAAAAAGUUGACCCGCUCCUAAAUUCUACUGGUGAUAUAUCUCCAUUUUACAUCAAAAAUAAGAAAAAUAUUGACAGUCAUAAUGAUUCUAAACAAACCAAGACAAUCUAUAAAUUCAAAGGAAUUUUACCUAACAAUGUUAGUAAUGAUUAUUUAAACCCAGAACAUAUAAAUUAUAACAGUGUUGUUCCAGUAACUAAUGUAGAGUAUUACACAAAGCACAUCUUAAGUGAUACGUCAACACCAGUUAAUAUCAAUAUUAGUUUAAAGGGAAAGGAUGUUUUUGCUGGUUUACACAAACUUUGUGAUGAUGGAUUUAUAGAUGUAGAGAGAAUACCUAAUUGGUUAUGCGGUCAAAACAGUUUAUCAUCUGGUUAUAUAGAUGAAAAUAAUAAUUUUAAAAAAUUGAAAAAAUCAGGUAGACUCAUCUGA
This is a messenger RNA of Saccharomycodes ludwigii, 1290 nucleotides long. It is a transcript of the gene CHL4, whose product is annotated as Chl4p. The coding region runs from base 1 to 1290 and encodes 429 amino acids. The transcript has a single exon. The record is from RefSeq and is a predicted model, not a curated record. Lineage: Eukaryota; Fungi; Ascomycota; Saccharomycetes; Saccharomycodales; Saccharomycodaceae. Gene Ontology annotation, biological process: chromosome segregation; CENP-A containing chromatin assembly.